Acanthamoeba castellanii str. Neff is the source of this 1752-nucleotide messenger RNA. RefSeq lists its product as uncharacterized. Gene Ontology annotation, cellular component: cytoplasm. The record is from RefSeq and is a predicted model, not a curated record. The transcript is spliced from 10 exons. NCBI's taxonomy places the organism in Eukaryota, Discosea, Longamoebia, Acanthamoebidae. The coding region runs from base 1 to 1752 and encodes 583 amino acids.
AUGGACGUGGCAGCAAAAGGCGUGGAGGGUGGCGAGCAAUGUUUGUGGCGGGACAAUGGGUUUGCCCAGCACCUCAUAGCAGAGCUGCUCGGGAGUGUGUUUGGCGGAGUGGACGCUCGCGUGGCUGGCGAAGUGCUGCACCACAAUGCCGGGGCACUGGCGCCGACGGGGCGCCAGCUCUUCGCCCUGGAGCGCCAACAAUGCGCCGCUAGCGGCACGGCCCAGGCCCACGUGCAGGCGGGCGACGAGGACGAUCUCUUCGCGUUCGUGAGUAUGGCCGACGAGGCCGACGAGAGUGGUAGCAGAGACGACCUGAAGGAGGAGGAGGAACAGGAAGAGGAUCGGGCAGCGCUCGAGCUUCGCCUGGGGGCAGUCGAACCAUCGGCCUUGCCACGCACCGUGGAGGCCUUUCUCGCCGCCGAGCCUCUGCUCCGGGCGGCCACCUUCUUCUCCUCGGCGUCAUCGCCAUCAUCAUCAUCUUCGUCUUCUCCACUUCACGAGGUGCGCCGCGCGCUGUUCGCGGACAUGGAGCGGUUGCACGGGGAAGCCUCGCCGCACGCGCUGUCGCUGGUGUGGGCGUUCCUCGCCGCCCUUGCCGGCUUCGUGGCCAAGGAGCCGCACUCCGUCGUCGACUCCGCCGCCGUCCACCCGCCGCACUUCAAGCGGCUGCUCCUGACCGCCCUGCCAUGGUCGCCCGCCAAUACCGGGCGGGAAGCGUCGCGCGACGAGCGCGACGAGGCCGCGAUCGACUGCGGCCUCCUCCACUGCCUGCUCGCGCUGGCCUUCUCCUUCUCCGACGAAACCCGCAUCCGGGCCGUGGAGCUGCUCGUCAUGCUCGCACGCACCAAGACCACGGCGCUGGCGAUCUACGACGCCGCCUACUCCGUGGACCGGUGGGCUCCCGCGCUGGGCUCCCACACCUUCCGCACGCUCACUUUCCCGAUGAGGCUGCGCGAGGCGGAGGCGCUGGUCCACCACUACCAGGCUCUCCACCUGGGCACCCAACUGCUGGACGAGCACUCGCGCGUGCUCGAGGAGCUGGCGGACAAGCUGCAGAGCGUCAUCCAGUCACCCGAGUUCGGGGGCCGCGCCUUUGUCAAGAUCUCCACCCGGAGCCCCAAGGACGUGGUGUUCCACCUCCCCAAGUUCGAGCUCACGCUGCGCCAGGUGACCGAGGAGUGGACCGCCCUCUACAAUCUUCCCGAUCCGAUGCCGGAGAGCGUGGAGCAGGCGAUCAUGCAGCGGUGCGGGGCGCUCUGCCUGAGCGUGACGAGCGGGGCGGAGGCGGUGGACAUGCUCAAGACCAGCAAGCGCAUAUGGGUCGACCUCAAGGAGGCUCUGGACACCCCCUCUGACGACUUCGCCAUCAAGCUGGUGGUACGCGAGUGGUUGGACAUUCCCAACGUGUUCGAACUGCGCGGGUUCGUGCGGAAUCGGCGGUUGACCGCCCUCUCGCAGUACUUCUCGAUGUGCUACUUUCCCUGGGUGUCGCCUGCCCAAUGGGCCGACGUCAAGACACGCGUCCUCUCCUUCUUCGAGACAACGGUGGCUGAACUGCUGCCCGUGGAGGACUGCGUGUGCGACUUUGUGGUAUGUGAGGACCGGGUGAUGGUGAUCGAGCUCAACCUCUUCGGACGCACGGCCGGUGCCGCACUCUUCUCGUGGGACACCGACCAGCAGCUCCUCUACGGCAACAGGCCCUUCGAGUUCCGCGUCGUCGCCGAUGCCUCGCUUUCCGCCACCGUCGUUUGA